Molecule: messenger RNA, 7134 nt
Organism: Nannospalax galili (Upper Galilee mountains blind mole rat)
Lineage: Eukaryota; Metazoa; Chordata; Mammalia; Rodentia; Spalacidae
Gene: Chst3
Product: carbohydrate sulfotransferase 3
Exons: 3
Coding region: 1476-2918 (480 amino acids)
Biological process (GO): N-acetylglucosamine metabolic process; carbohydrate metabolic process
Cellular component (GO): Golgi membrane
Molecular function (GO): chondroitin 6-sulfotransferase activity; N-acetylglucosamine 6-O-sulfotransferase activity
Source: RefSeq, a predicted model, not a curated record
GUCCCUGUGUCCGUUGUUCUGUGCCACCUAGCACAAAUUUCCCAGAGGGGCAGAAAUAUCCCUUUUUCCUGGAACUGGGAUUGCCAGCAUCUGAAACUAAGAGUUUGCAAAGACGCGGGGGUGGCUGUCAUUGAGAAGAAACGUGUCCAUUCCUGCUCCUGCCCCAGAAGAAUUCUGACUAGGAGAAGUGUGUAAUCCAAGCUUUUGAAUGCCAGCAAAACUCGUGGGCAGGGCAAUGAACGGACUGCGGUCCAAGAGGAGAGAGGAGGUGGUCCUGGUUUGGCCACUGAAAUUGCAGGUAGAACAUGGCAGCCAGUCCCUUCCCAUAGCUCCUUCUGCUUUGGUCAUGCCUUUUGGAGUCAAGAACUCUACAGAUCUGCCUCCUGAAGCUGUUACAUUCCUCUGAAGUUUCCAUUUCAUUUCCUUUUUUACAGGUUAGGAAACCAAACCUCAGAAAAUUUAAGUAACUUUCAAAGUCACACAGCUGGUAAGAGAGCAGGCUAGGAUUUGAACCUGGAGAGUCUGACUCCAGCAUUAUGCCAGCUCCUCCAUGCUAGGCUGUCUGUAAGAGUUCUACUGGUCUCCAUAGCAACAAGGAAACAACAGUGGUGCUACUUUCUAACCUGGUCCUGGGGCCUCUGACUGCCUCCCUCUUUUUCUACACACUCUGCCCAACCUUCCUUGUACUAUAGGCCAUGGGAAUUAAAGCCUGGGUGGUAUCAGGCUCCUGGAGCCUUCUGUUUGGCUCUAGAGCCAAGAAACUGGAGGUUUUGGGGGUGAGUACAGGGGCAUGGUACAUAACUCUAGUGAGAGAUGAUUCUUUAGUGAUCUGAGAAGUGGAGACAAAGCUGCCCCUUAUGAGUGUACCCUGACUGAACUGUCAAUCAUCUGUUCUAAGGGGGGUCACUGUAUCCCUUUCCCCCUCUGCCCCUCACUAGCAUAAACUGUUAACCUAAGUAAGUCAGUCCUCACCUGCCACUUCCCAGGUAGCUAUCAGGUCAUGUCACAUUGGUCCUUUAUAACCUAUCACGUGCCCUGGAGAGCUGGACUCCUCUGGCCAUGUCUGAUAAUCAGAAGGGACAGGUGGGGCAGAGCCAGGGCAGCUGGGGAAAGCAAUAGCAAUAGCUCCCCCUAGCCUCUGCCCACUGGAUCCACAUAGUACCAGCCAGCUGACCUCACUCGGCACAGGAGGAUGUAAGGUCCAAGAUUGCUGUAGAUGCCUAAGCUCAUGAGCUCAAGACCCUCCUGCAGUCACCUAGGCUGAGUAGCUGGGUUUUCAGACUACCUGGUAUCCUGUUCUUCCAACUUCUGAGGACUAGGGAGAGGCACCUCUGCUGGAGCAGGGCUCACAUCUACUUACAGCAUCUGAUGACAUGGCAUGAGAAAAGACAAGGUUGUCUCCCACCUGAAGAAGACAAGUCGGGUCCCAAGUGAUGCCCCUGAGCUGAGUGCCUGUGGCCAACGUGAGGAGUCCCAUGGCGCCUCCUCUCUUCAUGGAGAAAGGAUUUGCUUUGUCCCAGGACUGCUGGGACUUCGUGCACAGCCUGAAGAUGAGGAGCAAAUAUACCUUGUUCCUGGUCUUUAUAGUGAUAGUUUUCAUCUUCAUUGAAAAAGAAAAUAAAAUCAUAUCCAGGGUCUCAGACAGGCUGAAGCAAAUCCCCCAAUCUGUGAUGGAUGCCAACAACACCGACCCAGCCCUGCUCUUGGCGGAGAACGCAUCCCUCUUGUCCCUAAGCGAGCUGGAUUCUGCCUUCUCCCAGCUGCAGAGCCGCCUGCACAACCUCAGCCUGCAGCUGGGCGUGGAGCCAGCGGUGGAGGCCCAGGAGCCAGAGGGGGUGGCAGAGAAGCCAUCCCAGCCUGCCAGCUCAGGACCCCGGCGUCACGUGCUCCUCAUGGCCACCACCCGCACGGGCUCCUCGUUCGUGGGCGAGUUCUUCAACCAACAAGGAAAUAUCUUCUACCUCUUCGAGCCGCUGUGGCACAUCGAGCGCACGGUGUCCUUCAAGCCUGGAGGCGCCAACGCGGCGGGCUCGGCGCUGGUCUACCGCGAUGUCCUCAAGCAGCUGUUUCUGUGUGACCUGUACGUGCUGGAGCCCUUCAUCAGCCCGUUGCCGGAGGACCACUUGACUCAGUUCAUGUUCCGCCGGGGAUCCAGCCGCUCGCUCUGCGAGGACCCGGUGUGCACACCCUUCGUCAAGAAGGUCUUCGAGAAAUACCGCUGCAAGAACCGCCGGUGCGGACCCCUCAAUGUGACCUUGGCCGCUGAGGCCUGCCGCGGUAAGGACCACAUGGCCCUCAAGGCUGUGCGCAUCCGACAGCUGGAGUUCCUGCAGCCGCUGGCAGAGGACCCGCGGCUGGACCUGCGUGUCAUCCAGCUGGUGCGCGACCCCCGGGCCGUGCUGGCCUCGCGCAUGGUGGCCUUCGCGGGCAAGUACGAGAGCUGGAAGAAGUGGCUGGUCGAAGGACAGGACCCGUUGAGGGAGGAGGAAGUGCAGCGGUUGCGGGGCAACUGCGAGAGUAUCCGUCUGUCGGCAGAGCUGGGCCUGCAACAGCCCGCCUGGCUGCGGGGCCGCUACAUGCUGGUGCGCUACGAGGAUGUGGCGCUCAGACCCCUGCAGAAGGCGCGCGAGAUGUACCACUUCGCGGGCAUCCCCUUGACCCCGCAGGUGGAGGACUGGAUCCAGAAGAAUACCCAGGCGGCCCACGACGGCAGCGACGUCUACUCCACGCAGAAGAACUCCUCGGAGCAGUUCGAGAAGUGGCGGUUCAGCAUGCCCUUCAAGCUGGCUCAGGUGGUGCAGGCCGCCUGCGGCCCGGCCAUGCGCCUCUUCGGCUACAAGCUGGCGAGGGACGCUGCUUCGCUCACCAACCGCUCCAUCAGCCUGCUGGAGGAGCAGGGCACUUUCUGGGUCACGUAGGGGGGCCCUGGGACCCCUUGGACCCCUCCUCGUGAAAGGUUGGCCCAGCUUUCCUCAUACCCAGGCCGGCAAUGAGUCGCAGCAAAGGCAAAGAGCCAAAAUGGGGAGCUCUGAUUGGAGCACAGCCCCUCCUCUAGCAGUAGCGCCCCCCCCACCCCCUCAUCCCCCGUCCAGCUAGCCUCCCCUGGGGCUCCUCUGAGAACAACACAGUGCCCUGUCCCUUUGACCAGGCUGGUCACACCCACACCUCAGAGCCUUCAGCGUCCUGAGUAGGCCCAGAUGUGUUUCUGCUUCUGCCUGUUGAUCCCCCGUGGCUCGCUUUCUCUCACACACAGAAACACACAUGAAGCACAGAAAAGCCUGGAGGCUGUGUGGGCCAGAGUCCAAAUAUUUAACGACCAGAAGUGGCUAGGCCCUCGAUAGUCAUUCAGACCUGCUGUAGGCGGUGUUAACCUUUUCCUAUCUGAGACAGAGAAACCUGGGGCCUAGUUGGGUCCUUACAAGGCAGAGGGCAGCCCAGGGUGAGGAAGAGGGCAUUUAAAGCUCCCAAGGUGACAAUGGCUGUUCACCAAUCAGUACAAAAUGAUUUGAUUCCCCAUUCUGUGUAGAACAAAACCCACAAAUAUAUAUAUAAAGACCCUAGGGCUAGGGGGUGUGGUUCAGUGGUAAAGCCCUUGCCUAACAUGCACAAGGCCUUAGGUUUGGUCCCCAGCACUACAAAUACAAGGUAAAACAAAGCAUACAUACAAACACAGCACACAGAUGAGAACACACAUAUACACAUGCACACACACUCGUAGGUACAGAAAACUUUUCCCAUUCUUUAUGGCCAUAGUGUUUUUCUCUAUCACAUUCCUAAAAAGGAGCUUUCAAAUAUAUUUUAGAGUUAUUUGAAAGGGCACUGCUCCCUGAGCAGGGCUGGGAUUGAACAGUUGCCUAAGCACUGACCCCUGAGUGUCUGGGAUUCUUGUGGCUACCACCUCUGACCCAUCCACAUGGCAUGACUGGCAGGCAGCAUGUUUACAGGUGGUAUGGUCAGCCUUCAGAUGACUGCGUUCCAAAGGUCCCAUUGAGCUCAGCUCACUGCUCAGGAGCAUGUCCAUAUUCGAAGGCUGCCUGGGCCUGACCAGCAGACCCAGCUUCAGUCUCUAGAGGCAGUAGACAGCUCACAGACACUAGUAUGUCCAGCCAGGCUUCCCUCAUCUGGGGCUGGCCAAGAACUUCCGCAAGCUCUGAAAGAAGUCACAUCAGGGCUCACCCUCCCUGAGCAGCCUGCCUUUUCCCUCCUGGUAGACAGAGGUCAGCCAGUGAGUUGCCAUGGUUAAACUAGUGUCUAAAAGGAAUGUCUGCUUUAAGGUUCUGGGAAGAGGCUUGCUCAACUUGGAAUAGGCUGGGGUUUUUUUUUUUGUUUGUUUUUGUUUUUUUAAGUUAUUUAUGGCUUGGUGCUUUUUUUGUUUUAUGGCUGUUUUUGGCCUUGUUUCUUUAGGAGUACUGCUCAGAAGCAGCUGGGUUUGAGCUGAGGAGGAUGGGGAGGCCAACAAGGAGCACUCAUUUCCUGGCAGAGGGGAAGACCAGAAAGGGGGCUUUCCCUCAGGUAUGAUCAGAGCCACACAGAGGCCCGAGGCUGCCUACAGGCAGUUCUGUGUGAACUCCAUGUGGACUGACUCUCAGAAGCCACCAAUGAGGCUGGAGCACAGUUAGGAGAAUACUUGCCUAGCAUGCCAGAAGCCUCAGUUCUUAGUACUACACAAACCAGGUAUGGUGGCACAUGCCUGUAAUCCCAGUACUCAGGAGAUGAAGGCAGGAGGAUUCAAAGUUAAACGUCAUCCUCAACUACAUACUGAGUUUGAGGCCAACCUAGGCUACAUGAAACCUUAACUUUAAAAAAAAGGCCACCAGCAUUCUUUCCAAGUAUCCUGAGCAGUCUGUAUUUCCCCCUGGAGAACAAACUAUGUUUGAAAAUCCCUCAUAGAGUCCAACACAUAUCCUGGAGGGAGGGGAGUAAAGUGUGGGAGUCCAGCUGGCACUGCUUCGGAGGAGGAACCAGUGACCCAGCAGGACACUGCAGUUUUUGAAGGUGAGGACACUGGCCAACUUGUGGGUUCAUUAUCUCCCUGGUCACUACGGGGUCCCAUGCACAGGGGAGCUUCAGUCCUUUGAACAAACCUUUCCUCUGGGUUUUGACAGUCAAAGAACAAACUGUGCAAGAGGCUGGCUCUUAUUUGGGGUCAAAGGGACACUAGCUCUUGGUACUUGAUAGGGACAGGAAGCUGUGGGUAGGCUCAAGAGUGCCAGCAUCUUCCCACUCCCUCCCACUAUCCCCACCCAGGCCAGGGUCCUGGCUCUGUUCCCCACAUGGGGUGGGGAGGCUGGUCUGGGCACCUCUUUCCUUCUUUCCUGCCUCUGGGGCCCAGGCCUCCAUCUCUCAGCUCUCUGAGGACAGUUCCCAGAAUGGAUCUUUGGGACUUCUCAGGACAUUGACAAUGUUGUAUACGCUGCAAAUUGACUUUAUUUAUUUUGUGAAAAGAAGAGACUGAUAAUAUUAUUUGCAAGGGCUCAAAGCUGUACCCAAAUCAAGAGGUACAGUAAUAAUAAUAGGAACCAUUCACAUGCCACACACAUCAGGACACCUGGAGACAGUUCUGAGGACGAGGCAGGACCAAGACAGUGGCACCAGCUCAUGGUGACCCAGAAUGCUAAGGAGGUUCUGCGACUUCUCUCAUUAAUCUGAAAAAACCAGAAGAGGCCGUUUUCUGCUAUGAUACCUUUGCUCAGGUGUCUGAGAUAGGCGUGGCCUUGAAACAGCCUCUUGAGGCUCAGCAAUCUGGUAUGAGCCCUCAGGUUUGGGGAGGGACAGUAUAGGGGUAAAUAUUGGCUGUAUCCACUGGGCAUGUGCUGGAGUUGUGUUUUAGGGCUCUCAGCAUAGAGCUGGGUGGAAAACGUGAUCCUGCCAGUGGCAUGGGGGCAGCUGCUAACCCAGCUCCAAAGAGGAGCGGGCACCCAAGGGCCCAUCACAGUAACAUCCUUUCCUACCAUUUUGGUUACCACGGAAGGGGCUCCAGCAGGAAGUCAUGGGUCUCUGUCCCUGAUGAGCAGCCUGGCCUGUGUGGUAGGAAGGCAGCAGAAGCACUGAAUGGCUUGAUCCCAGCUCUAGAGAUCUGUUAACCCUCUCUUGUACCAGAACCUGUUUCAGUUGAACGUGGGCUUAUCCCUUGAGAGGUCCUGGACUUUUAAGGAUAGAAGCAGAAGAUUGGGUGCCUGAAUCCUCUCCUACGACACCCACAAAGGCAGAAGAUGGUUCAAAGACAGGAAGAGCAAGGGGUGGGGUGGGGAUCAGACCCUUGAAGAAGCCAAAUGGGUCCUGCCAACCUGUCUGCACCAAAAGAAACAACAUCACUCAAAUCAAGGCCCCAAAUUGGUGUGUUGUUUGUGAAGACCUUGAGGUAUGGUUCAGCUUGAUGGGAAGGAGGAGAUGGGUUUCCUGAGCACAACUACAUCCCCUCCCAACUUCCCACAUUCUCAGAGAGACUAGAACCAUGCUUUACCUCAAAAACAUGAGGCAGAACUGGCAACUUCCAAUGCCUUAAGAUCCUUUGACCUGUAUCCUCUGUCAUUACAUGGGAACAGACUCCUUAUGUGUUUCUAAGGACAGAAGCAUGACACUAUCAUAACUGUCUUAGCUCAUGCUGCAGACCAGCUGCUUAGUGGACAAACAGAAUGACCAUAUCACAUGGUUCUGCCAACUUUGGGCUUGAACUUGACCCCCUGCGAAGUUCCCAUCUCACCUGCAUAGUCUAGUCUCUGUGCCUAACAACUGUCCUCCCCUCCAUCGUGGGCCCUACAGAUACUACCUUUGGGCCUAGACCUGGACCCUGCGUCCUGCCUCACUGCCACACAGUACAGGACAUCCCCUUCCCAGCCCGCACAGCCAUGACAUGUACAUAUAUGUUCACAUGUAUGUACAUACAUGUGUGGUACAUUCUGCUCUGCCUCUGGUGCUGCCCCACAUGGCCCCAGCUUUCUUGCAAUCACUAUCCCAGAUGUCCUCACUGUGGUCACAGACAGCCACAGUCAAUCUUUCAUCUCCUGGAAAGGCCAGGCCUGCCCAUCUGAGAACUGGCCUGGUGCUCAGGGUCUGCUUUGUGAAAUAGAAUGUGAACCCUUUGCCUGGUGGCUUACCUGACUUAUUUAAUUAAAAAUGGAAACAUACAACAAA